AUGACAUCAUCAUUGUGCGUAUGCAUUACAAGCAGUGAGCUGGCUCAGAGCCUUCCAGUGUCCUUCACCAUGACCAAACUUCUUGAGUGGCUUUUUGCUGUGUCGCUGGUUGGUGUUGCAUGGGGACUGGUCACCUUUGACCUCUUGGACUUUCAGUUUCCAGCAGUGUACAGGGAGGUCGCCUGGCCGAUGCCCGUGUACCUGCUGGUGGUGUUUGGAUGUUAUUCGCUGGCAACAGUUGGCUACAGAGUGGCUACCUUUAAUGACUGUGAGGAGGCAGCCAGAGAGCUGCAGGGGCAGAUACAAGAGGCAAAAGAGGACUUGAAGAAGAAAGGACUGAAGAUCUGAUGGCUUUGCGGGAAACUGUCACACACACACACACACACACACACACACACACACACACACACACACACACACACACACACAGUUUGAUGUACCGUAAUUAACCCAUGGCCAGAUGGAUUGUAUGAUUCUUUGUGACUAAAGUGUGCUAUUCUCAAGUAUGUUAUAUUGUAGUGUUUUUGUGACUGCUUUUCUCACGUUGCAAUAUCUUCCCAACCUAAAUCUGGAAUGUGAGAGACCACAAUGGAAGCUGAAACUGCUCUAAAAAUGUUAAGUCCUAAAACCUGUUUUGCAUGAUGUUUUUCUCCAUUCAACAGUCCAUAUAAAAAAUUGCAAACACAUGUAUGUGAUGACAGUGGACAAUGUGCUAUUUCAGUGUGACAUCCAGAGCAUUUGGAUGUAUUUGGGAUGUCUUGUAUUUGAUUUUUUUUUUUUUUUUUAAAACCAUUGGCGAAAUAUUUUUUUUCCUUAUUGUCCAGUCAUCUUAAUGUGGCAAGAGACAUGUUUUUUUAAUGGAAAGUUUUAAAGAAAACAGAGAUCUCAUCAUUUCCCUAAUGGCUGAUUUGUAGUUCAUUGUGAGGACUGGAUCACCCCUUUGAAAUCCAAAAUUUGUGGUUUGAUGGAAAACAAGCUCUCUAGUAGUAUUUGGAACAUUUUUUAAACAUGUACCCAUGUUGUGCAAUCUAAUGUAAAAUAUUUUUCUUCAAAACAUUUGCUCUAUGAGUAAAAAUUUCUUAUAUUUUGAUUCUGAAUGUGGCAUGA
Molecule: messenger RNA, 1107 nt
Organism: Electrophorus electricus (electric eel)
Lineage: Eukaryota; Metazoa; Chordata; Actinopteri; Gymnotiformes; Gymnotidae
Gene: dpm3
Product: dolichyl-phosphate mannosyltransferase subunit 3, regulatory
Biological process (GO): GPI anchor biosynthetic process
Cellular component (GO): endoplasmic reticulum membrane; dolichol-phosphate-mannose synthase complex
Source: RefSeq, a predicted model, not a curated record